This is a messenger RNA of Epinephelus moara (kelp grouper), 7319 nucleotides long. RefSeq lists its product as uncharacterized. The coding region runs from base 613 to 3291 and encodes 892 amino acids. The transcript is spliced from 2 exons. Gene Ontology annotation, molecular function: 2-oxoglutarate-dependent dioxygenase activity; methyltransferase activity. The record is from RefSeq and is a predicted model, not a curated record. NCBI's taxonomy places the organism in Eukaryota, Metazoa, Chordata, Actinopteri, Perciformes, Serranidae.
UUCUCCUUGGGGUGGGCAAUAUAGAUCUAAUAUACUUGUUGUAUUGCUGCUUGUGGGUUGUAUAAAAUCACUAUAUCAUGAACAUCUAAAAGGUCACGUAAUUUUUUUAAGGCACUAGCUCGAGACUCGUGUGGUGGCAAAACUACUAUUUAAUGAAUAGUUUAAAGAAAAAGUCUUCACACGUCGGCUGUCUUUCUUGAGUUUUAAUAAGCAUUCAUGAAUGGAGACACUCACACAUAUACAACCGCAUGAACAGUCAGUCAGUGAAUGCCUACCAAGUCCUCUCGCCCUGCUAUCUUUAUAGUUCCCAUAACACAUGCACAUCAACAGUCAAAAUAUGUGGCGCCUUGACAUUCCUAAGACACAACAUCUCUCGAGACUAACAAGGACACUUGUUGUCCUCCCUGGCUCAUAAUCUUAGUGUCUGAGCCUCCCUGGCUUGUGACCUUGGUGUCUCUCACCGCUGUGCAGUGCGCAUGCGCCACGGUGUAUGCAGCCUGUUCCAGUCGCUCCUGCUUACUUUAACUUUGUUUUCUACUUUUUUCCUCUCUUCUUUAUCUUACUUGUUCUGUUUUUACUUUAGUUAUUUAUUAAGCUACGUCCUCUCUAAUCAUGCUUGUGUGGAGAGUUUUUGUUGUUUCGCUCGUGGUGGAAUCGCUCCUUUUACUCUGCCACUCGACCGUCGCUCAGCAACACCGCAUUGUUUACUCCAGGGAUCAGCUGAUGGAGCUGAAGCCGGCCGGCUUGGCUACGGUGAGGGAGGAUAUACCUGCUGAACUUUGGAGGAAAACACACCGGGGUUGCAGAGGGAAAAGAUCGCUACGGCGGCGGAAAGGAGCGAAACACCGGAGACUUAUGGAGAGGAAGACAUUCAAGCCGUGUCUCCCAUCUAUCAUCAUGGGCAACGUGAGAUCACUGGGGAAUAAGAUGGACGAGCUUACAGCGCUAACCCGGAGUCAUCAGGAAUACCGGGAGUGUAGCCUGAUGAUUUUCUCGGAGUCAUGGCUACACACGGAUGUUCCUGACCACAAUGUUUCCACCGUGGGUUUCCACACUGUCCGGGCUGACAGGGACUGCACUAAGAGCGGUAAGCGUAAAGGAGGUGGGCUUGCUGUUUACGUGAACAACAGGUGGUGCAAUCCUGGUCACAUCACAGUCAAAGACCGCAUCUGCAGCCCGGAUAUUGAACUGUUAGCUGUGGGCCUCCGUCCUUACUAUUUACCCCGUGAAUUCUCACAUGCUAUUGUAGUGGCACUGCAGGGCUGUUUUGAGGUGACUGACUGGAAUGUACUCUGUGAGCCACAUGGAGAGGACAUUGAUGGGCUUACUGAGUGCAUUACAGACUACAUUAAUUUCUGUGUGGACGGCAUUGUCCCAGCAAGGACUGUGCGGUGUUACCCAAAUAACAAGCCUUGGGUAACAAAGGACAUCAAAGCCAUACUCAACCUGAAGAAGAGGGCUUUCAGAGGUGGCAACAGGGAGGAGCUGAGGGACAUUCAGAGGGAGCUGAGUGCAAAGAUCAAUGAGGCUAAGGACGGCUACAGGAGGAAGCUGGAGAGGAAACUCCAGCUGAAUAACAUGAGCGAGGUCUGGAGUGGUAUGAGGACCAUCACCGGUUACAGACCAACUAGCAGUGGAGCUGAUGGUAGUGUGGCUAGGGCCAAUGAGUUAAAUCUGUUCUUCAAUAGGUUUGACACUGCUGCCCUGGCCCCUGUUGGCUCUCCUGCUGACUGUCUCCAGCCACCACCACUUCUGACCCCCCCUCCUCCUCCUGAUAGCACCUCAUCCAACUUGGUGAGCCCCUCACACCCAUCCCCCACUCCUCACACCUCCUCUGGCUCCCAUGCUACCUGCCCUCCUCUCACUUUGGACUCCAACUCUCCCCCUCCUCAACCUGCACUCUUUACACCUCUACAUGUUAGGAGACAGCUGAGCAAACUCCCCGCCGGUAAGGCUGCAGGCCCUGAUGGUGUCAGCCCACGGGUUCUCAGAGCCUGCGCCGAACAGCUCUGUGGAGUGCUUCAUCGUGUCUUCAAAAUGAGCCUGAGCCUCCAGAGGGUCCCUGUGAUAUGGAAGACGUCCUGCCUCGUUCCAGUGCCAAAGAUGCCGCAACCCAGCGGUCUCUCGGACUACCGACCGGUGGCACUGACGUCACAUAUCAUGAAGACCCUGGAGAGACUUGUCCUGGAGCAGCUCAGGCCUAUGGUCAGGCCGCACCUGGAUCCCCUCCAGUUCGCCUACCAGCCCCGGAUUGGAGUUGAGGAUGCCCUCAUUUACCUGCUGAACCGCAUCUACGCCCACCUGGACAAGCCGGGGAGCACUGUGAGGGUCACGUUCUUUGACUUCUCCAGUGCUUUCAAUACCAUCAGGCCUGCUCUACUGGGUGACAAGCUGACGGCGAUGCUGGUGAAUCCCCCCCUUGUGUCCUGGAUUGUGGAUUACCUCACUGGCCGACCACAGUACGUGCGCUUGCGGCACUGUGUGUCAGACACAGUGGUCAGCAAUACCGGGGCUCCACAAGGUACUGUCCUCUCUCCUUUCCUCUUCACCCUUUACACCACGGACUUCAGCUACCAGACAGAGUCUUGUCAUCUUCAGAAGUUUUCUGAUGACUCUGCUAUAGUUGGAUGUAUCAGCAAGGGUGAGGAGGCUGAAUACAGGGCUGUGGUGAAUAACUUUGUCUCAUGGUGUGAGCUGAACCACCUGCAGCUCAACACAACAAAGACAAAAGAGCUGGUGGUGGAUCUGAGGAGAACGAGGACACCAGUGACCCCAGUUUCCAUCCUGGGGCAUAACGUGGACAUUGUAGAACACUACAAGUACCUGGGUGUGUUCAUAGACAAUAAACUGGACUGGACUAAGAACACUGAAGUCCUUUACAAGAAGGGACAGAGCCGCCUCUAUUUUCUGAGGAGGCUCCGCUCCUUUAACAUCUGCCGGACUAUGCUGAGGAUGUUUUAUGAGUCUGUGGUGGCCAGUGCUAUUCUGUUUGCUGUGGUGUGCUGGGGCAGCAGACUGAGAGUAGCCGAUGCCAACAGACUCAACAAGCUGAUCAGAAAGGCCAGUGACGUUGUGGGGGUGGAGCUGGACCCUUUGACAGCAGUGUCAGACAGGAGGAUGCUGUCAAAGGUGCGGGCGAUACUUCAGCAUGGCUCUCACCCUCUCCACAACGCUCUGGUCGAACUGAGGAGCACCUUCAGCCAGAGACUGAUUGCUCCUAAAUGCACCACUGAGCGCCACAGGAAGUCAUUCUUACCUGUGGCCAUUAAACUGUACAACUCCUCCCUCUGAUGAUCGGACUCAUUUGGCUAUUUAUAAAACAAAUCACACAAUAUAAUUACUCAUUCUUAUUUCAUUUAUAAUGCUACAACCAUUUCAUUGUAUAUUGUAUAUAUUUCAGAUUGUCUACUUUACUGUUUUUAUUAUUUAUUUUACUUUAUUGUCUACUUUAAUAUUUUAUUUUAUGUUAAUGUCUACUUUAAUAUUCUAUUUUAUUCUAUUUUAUUCUAAUGUCUACUUUAAUAUUUUAUUUUAUUUUAUUUUAUUUUAAUGUCUACUUUAAUAUUUAUUUUAUUUAUUUCAUUGUCUAUUUUAGUAUCUUAUUUAUAUCUUCAUCUUUAUCUCUUGUUUCCAUUCAUGCUGUAUUUCUAUUUCUACUUUGCACGGAGCAUUGGAACAAAAACAAUUUCCCUCCGGGGAUUAAUAAAGUAUUCUGAAUCUGAAUCUGAAUCUGAGUCACAGUAGGGGUUAAAUGAGCAACAGAUAUCAUUAGGUUAGAAGUUCAGUUUCAUAAAAACAAGUAACCUUAUACAACACAUUAUAGGUUAAAUAAUUAUGUUUAAAUACCAGAAUUUUCCAUCACAUUCGCUUCGGCGUCUUGGCUCUCUUGCUCUCUCCUGUGGCUACAAGGAUCCUAAAUGAAGACCCUGACUAAAGGCCCUGACACACGAAGUUGACGGUUGGCCGUCGGUCAAUGUUGGGCUGUUGGUGAGCGUCUGUUGCUCUAGUCUUUGCAGUGUGUCCCCUACCGUUGGCCUUCGCUGGCGAAAGACAGUGGAGCCUGCUUAUGAAUUAAAUCCUUCUGAUUGACAGUUGAGUUCAGCGCACAAGAAAAGAAAUGGAAGUGAGGAAAGUAAACAAAAGGCUUAAGUCAAGAGGGAGUGAGACCCAAACAAAUUUGUUACAUUAGGUAGAAUUAUUUUUCUUUAGCCAUUGAGCUCUUUAGCAGAGACGUUUCGGAUUGGUUUGUGUUAUCGUUUACUAGCGCACAGUCAAUACGCUCUGUUAUUUUAACAUUGGAUUGUGUUGUUAAUGCACUAACUGGCUAACUAGCGUCAGGAAGGUCUUCUGGUUUCCCUUUUUGUAUGACUAAUACAGGCGACGACCAUCUACUGGUAUGGAGGGGUAUUUCCUGCAGGCUCAGAAUGUACGUGCUGGCUGGCUGUCAGCUGUAGUCUUCAUGGUGUGUUAAUGUGCAACUUUUUGGCUGAGACACAGGUGGCACAGCAGUUUUCAUUGCUGCUAGUUCUCUAUAGUUCAGUGUGUCUGGACCCCCAACCCACCCCAGACAUGGAUUAUUAUUUCCAUGCUUUGUAUGCACAAAUUGAUGAAACGGAUGGAUUGCAUUUUACUGAAAUCAUAUUCUUAUAAUUACAUGUGACAAAUAAAUAGACUGAUCAAUAAAUGUUACCUCUUAUUGUCCACAUCCUGAUGCAAAGCUCAUCUGCACCCUCCUCCACCCUAAUAAAUAUCAUUCCAGUGGAACUAGAUGCAUGUAAAACUGUGAACAUUUUGUAUUUCAGACUCUCCAUUCUGCAUUGCUCACUUAUUUUUCUCUUUCCAGACCCUUGACUUUCCUUUUUAAUAUGCUCCAUCCUCACUCUUCAAUAAAUCUCCCUCUUUCUGCAUUUCUUUAAGUCAUUCUUUUUUUUCCCCUCUGCACAUCCCUCUCCUCUCUCUUCCUGGUCUCCAUUUCUCCUCUGCUCACUCAAAUAAAUCUCUCCAUCCCCUUUUUUCUACCAACCCCCUCCCCAAAUCUAUGAAACACACACAAACAUACAUGUGCGCGGACUCGCACUCACUCACUUACGCGCACAAACACACAGCCCUUCAGGCAGCAGCCACAAAGGCCCCAUAUUAAUAAAUCUGCUCCUUUAUUGGUGCUGAGUGUCUCUGGCAGGGAGAGAAAGAGAGGGAGGAGAGGGGGAGGGAGGAGGAGGAGCAGGACAGGAGACGCAGAGAUCACCAGAAGGGAGGAGGAGGUGGCUGACUGUAACCAUAUCAUGAACACAAGGGAGGCAGAGUGAGAGAGACAGAGAGAUAAAGGGAGAAGGAGACAACAUUGACAAGUGAAUCAUCAACAAGCACGCACACACACCAGCACACACACUUUCUAUCGGCAAUAACACAAUGGCCCUGGGAUAAUGAGAAGAACAAUACAAGUGUGAUGUGUCACUUGUGUAGGUGCUCAUUUGUUAAGGUAUAGUCCACCCACACUUCCUUAAAGACCUCCGUACUGCGAUUAUUAAGGACACCUGCCAUGUGGCUGAACCACUGGAGCGUUCACAGUGGGCUGUGCUGGUCACUGGACUCGGGAAACAAACUGCCCGAGGUGGGUUUUCGGUAAUGACAGCAGCUAGCUUGGCUUAGUGGUCCAAUCUCAGCCAUCAGUCAGCUGUGACAGAUUGGGGAUAUGAGCUAAGGAGCCGUUUAGCUUUGGUGUUUGGCGUGGUGUGUGAGUGCAUGCGCUUGUGUGUCUGGGGGAGGAGGAGGAGUGUGGGGAGGCUAUCAGUGCUGCUCGUGUUGCAGAGGCAUCAAUACACUGUCGACAGGCCAUUUUCCUAUGCCUGUUCCCAGCCCUGGCUUGUUGCUGGGGAAACUACCGCCAUUUUACCUUCUCUGGCUGCACCUCUGGGAGGUUUUGUAACACAGAAAUACAUUUUCCAUAAUCUGUCCCGGUCAACUGUUAAAAUAAGCUUGUAUUAGCUUGUAUUUUUAUUUCCUUGCUAUAGGGCAUUCAGAGUGUAAAAAUGGAGUCAAACUUAUCAGUAGUGGUGUAAAUAACUAAUUUUAUCACAAUACGAUAUUGUAUCAAUUCUUUGGACGAUGAUACAAUAUUUUCCAAUAUUACAAAAUCUGUCACGAUACGAUUUUGAUUCAAUGCAAUUCAGGGGCCUGCAAUCAAUAUGAGAUGAUAUUAUCUGCCGAUUUCACACAAUCUGUUACAGAAGGCGCUGCCAACCUUUUUCUUUUUUCCUUUGGGCCAUAAAAUAGAAAAACACAUGAAUAAUGGAAAUAAUUGUAACCACUUAAUUGCAGUACUUUAAACUGACUCAUGGAUAAGUUAACCCUCAGAGCUUUAACCCAAUCCAUGAUCUUUUUCCUAAAAAUUGAAGGCAAGCUUCUCCCAACAGCCAUAACACACGGAUUAACAGCAACAUUAUUUAACAAAAGUAUAAAAUUUGGCUCAACACUAACUGUUAAGGCUCAUUGACAAAACAACUGUUUUUUGCUGGUGACCCAUUAUUAGCUUUAGCACAUUUACAUUGCGUCAAUUAGCCUUACCCCACUUUAUCUUACUAACCAUUGGUGUAAGUCACUUCAUGCCCCAACAGAACAGCACAUUUUUUCAGCCCAUUAUUGAAACAGAGCAGCUAAUGUUACUGUAGCGAAAAGUUAGCAGAGUGAAAUGCCCAUCCAGGCAGGUACGUCCUUUUUUAUCUCCAUACGGCAUGUGCUUUGUCUGUUGACCCAUACUUUAUCCGAAAUCAAAAAUAUUUCCACACUGUUGAUUUAUACAGAGUAAACAACCUUAAUGUCAUUGACUUUGUCUCUGCUGUUUGCCAUCAUCUGCUUGGCGCUGUUUGAUUGUGAUAGAGAAUUUUGAAAUAAAGGCGCAACACAAAGAUGAUGAUGUCGUUCAGUGUUUUCACUUUGCAUCAACGAUAUUGGAUCUGUGAUCAGUGAAUCAAUUUAUCGAUCCAGAUCGAUGGAUGUCAGUGUAUUUUAUAGAAAAACUCCAGUGAACAGCCAGCAUUACAUAUGGUGCCUCAAGGAUUGACAGGCAAAAACUGUUGGGUGUUUCGUGCUCCUCCCAAGGUCACGGGUUGAGUGUUCUGUAACACCACCACCCUGGCACUCAUCUCCACAAUAACAGCUUUCUGUUUCCAUCUGAAAAAUGACUCUGAAAUCAGAGCCAAAGCUACAGACAAACAACUGUUGAAGGAAAUCGUCCUGCUGAACCAACACAGACCCAACAAGGUUGACUUCACUUAAACUGCACCAAUGCAGUGCAAACAAAUUUGAAUAGCUGCAUUGAU